Molecule: messenger RNA, 1585 nt
Organism: Sorex fumeus (smoky shrew)
Lineage: Eukaryota; Metazoa; Chordata; Mammalia; Eulipotyphla; Soricidae
Gene: MNS1
Product: meiosis specific nuclear structural 1
Exons: 9
Coding region: 1-1518 (505 amino acids)
Biological process (GO): cilium organization
Cellular component (GO): motile cilium
Source: RefSeq, a predicted model, not a curated record
AUGCAGAUCCCUUUCUACCUCCUGCAUGCACAGGCUUCCAACUGGAGAACUCUGAACUACAGUGAAAGGUAUGAGAAAUUGGUAGAGAGAAACUACAAGAGACAGCUGGAAAUCGAGGGACUGAAAAGGAUAGAGAAUCAAGUCAAUAUACAACGAGUAAAGAAUCAAAAUGAGGAGUGUCUUGAACAAAAGAGAUUCCUCAGGUUAUUACAGAAUGAACAGUUUGAACUGGAUAUGGAAGAAGCUAUUCAAAAGGCAGAAGAAAAUAAAAGAUUGAAGGAACUUCAACUUGAACAAGAAGAAAAACUGGCUACGGAGUUAGCAAGACUAAAACUCGAAAGUACAAAGGAUGAAAAAAUGAGACAGCAAGUUAGAGAACACAGUUUUGAGCUCCGAGAACUAGAGAAGAAAUUGAGAGCAGCCUACAUGAAUAAAGAAAGGGCAGCUCAGAUUGCUGAGAAAGAUGCCAUUAAAUAUGAGCAAAUGAAACGUGAUGCUGAAAUAGCCAGAACCAUGAAGGAAGAACAUGAGAGAUUAACAAAGGAGGAAAAUGCUGCUGAGGACAAAAGAAAUCAAGUGAAAGCACAAUAUUCUCUUGACCUAGAGAAACAACUUGAAGAGCAAGAACUGAAAAAGCAGGAAGCUUAUAAGCAGUUGCUGCAAGAGAAACUCAUGAUUGAUGAAAUUGUUAGAAAAAUCUAUGAAGAAGAUCAAAUGGAAAGACAGCAAAGGUUGGAAAAAAUGAAUAUCACUCGGAAGUAUAUUGAAGAGUUUAAGAAAGAGCAGGCUCUCUGGAGAAGAAAGAAACAUGAGGAGAUGGAAGAUGAAAACAGAAAAAUCAUGGAGUUUGCCCAGAUGCAACAACAAAGAGAAGAAAAGCGAAUGUCAAAAGCUCUAGAAAAUGAAGAAAAAAGGCAACAACUUCAAACUAUGCUCGCCCAGAAAUUAGAGGAAAAGAUGCGACAGCGUGAUGAUUUGGAACAAGUGCGACAAGAAUUAUACCUGGAAGAACAAACUGCAGCCAGUGAGAGGAAACUUAAAGAAGAAGCAGAGGAGAAACUAAGAAAGCAAAAGGAGUUGAAGCAAGAUAUUAUAGAACAAAUAGCCUUGAAGGAACUAGUACUCCAGGCUACAAAAGAGGAAGAAGAGAUCUUUAGAAAAGCUAUGCUUGCCAAAUUUGCUGAGGAUGAUCGAAUAGAAUUAAUGAAUGCCCAGAAACAAAGAAUGAAGCAAUUGGAACACAAGAGGGCCGUGGAAAAGCUAAUUGAAGAGCGUCGCAACCAGUUCCUUAUUGACAAACAACGUGAUAUAGAAGAAUGGGAGCUUCAGCAAAGAAGACAAGGAUGUAUUAAUGAAAUAAUUGAAGAGGAAAGACAAAAACUUCUCAAAGAACAUGCUGCUAAAUUACUUGGAUAUCUACCUAAAGGAGUAUUUAAAAAAGAGGAUGAUAUUAAUAUGCUCGGUGAAGAGUUUAGAAAAGCGUAUCAGAAAAGGAGUGAAGUUACCGAAGAGAAAUAACAUUAAGAUUUGGUAAAACCUGAAAUAUUUUGUAUGUUACCACUAGAUGUCAGUGUAACUUUUAUUU